Molecule: messenger RNA, 3165 nt
Organism: Ectocarpus sp. CCAP 1310/34
Lineage: Eukaryota; Phaeophyceae; Ectocarpales; Ectocarpaceae
Source: the annotation of a GenBank genome assembly
GGUCGAGCGUGGCAGCCAUGGCCGGGACUCGGGACUGGGACCUGCGCUGCGACGCGCUGGCGAACGGAGAGCGAGGACCGCACACGGUAGCCACGAUGUGUGACGUGCUUCCGGAGAAGAAGGUGAGCCUAUGGGCCGCUCGGUCGCGGGAACGGUGCGUGGGACAGUUCCAGACUGAGACCGAGGUUGACCAACACUUGGGCCCCGUGACGCCGGUUAUCCCUGAACGCGCACAAGCCGAGGCGCUGAACGCGGAGAAGCUUGAGAAGUACAUCACGACCAACUCCAGUGCCCUGGUGGAGCUGGCCAAGCUGGAGGAAGAGAAGGCCAAGCAAGCCAAGGUGGCUGCGGCGGGGGGCGAGCAGGAGGACCCCGCACUCCUGGCGCGCAUCGGAGUCGUGAAGGAUGGAAUCUACAAGCGGAUGAAGCUGCUCGCCAGCUGGGCUGACCUUGACGACGACCAGAAAUCCCGCACCCUCUACCGAGAGCAACCGCAAGACGGGCGGACCCCGGCGGCUGGCUACGGGGCGAUGGGCCACGCGGCGGAGUACUCGGGCGGCGGCAGCCAGUACCACCACGCCCCGGAGACGCAGAGGGCCGCGCAGCUCGCCCGCGCCGCCCGUACCGCCCAGUACCACGAGCAGGUGCAGGUGCUGCAGGCUCAAGCGGCCCGCGCGGCGGCUGCGGCGGCGACUGCGGCGGCGGCGGCGCAAGGGAUCGCAGGGGGGCCGUGGGAAGCUCCCGAGCAAGCGCGGGUGAGGACUUCCAAGUACCACGGUGUCUCCUUCUUCAAGGGACGAUACACUGCACAGUUCACCUGGGGCGGGAAGCAGUAUUACUUGGGCCGGUACGACACCGAGGGGGAGGCGCACACCGUGGUCCAACGAGCCACGAAAGAAGUCAUGGAAACGGGGAGCCUGACGCUUCCGCGCAACCGAGGAAAUGAGGUGGUCCAGUUUGGUGCUCCUCGCUACCCCGAGGGUUGGACCGGCAACGACGAGUGGAGAAGGGAGACCAACGCCAAUGCGAUGGGUGGCGCCGGCAUGUGGAACCCCCAUGGGUCAGGAGGGGGACAGGUCGCGGCUGCACGCCAGCAGUACGCGCAGCACCAACAGCAGCACCAACAGCAGCAGCAGCAGCAGCAGCAGCACCAACAGCAGCAGUACCAGACGCAGGCGCAGCAGGCGUACCGCCACCAGGCCGCGGCGGCGGCAGCGGGGGUGGGGUACCCCCAGUCCGGCGCUAACUCCGCUUACCGACGAGACGGCAACCCCGGCAUCAACGCCGCCAGUGCCGCCGCAUCCGCCGCUGCAGCGGGCGCGCACGGUGGCGGCUACGCGCCCACGCAGCAGCCGCAGCCGCAGCCGCAGCAGCUGGCGUACGGGGUGGCUAAUGCCCAGGCCGAGUACGAGCAGCAUCAACGCCGCCUGCAGCAGCAGCAGCAGCAGCAGCAGCAGGCCUACGCCGCAGGACCUUCUCCGAGUGUGGCCAGCGCACAGCACCGAUAUCUCGCCCAGCAGCAACAGCAGCAGCAGCAGCAACAACAACAACAACAACAUAUGCAAAAGCAACAAAUGCUGCAAAAGCAGCAACAGCAGGCGCAGCAGCAGCAGUACCAGCAGCGACAGCAGUAUGCAGUACCCGUACAGGGCGCGACCGCGAUGGAAAUGGGAGGGGGAGGGGGAGGGUACGCCGUGCCCCGACACCAAUCCCACCUGUCGGCCUCCCAAGCCCAAGUCCAGGCGCAAGCUGCGAGGCAGCAGCAGCAGCAACAACACCAGCAGCAGUACGCUCACCUACAGGGCGGUGUUGGCGGCGGAUACCCGUCUGCAGAGCCGCCACAGCGGCAGAUGCAGUCGGCGAUGUACGGAGCAGGUGGGGGAGGGGGUGGGGGCGGAGCGCACGCGGGUAUGGACGCUCUCGCGGCGGCGUUUGCGAGCGGCCAACAACAGCAGCAGGAUGCGGACGGGGCCGCUUCUGCGCCGGGCGGCGGCGGGGGGGGGAUGGGAGCCGUGCUUCUCGAACGGAUGACACGGGAAGGCGGCGAUGGCGGAGAGCGGUGGGGGCGGUAAACCAGCCUUGGUAGGUAGCUUUUCGGGUUGAAGGUGUGCAUGAGGAUCGUUUUUGGCCGUUGUGCUGGCGCUGGGGUUGUGCUCUGCUUUUGUUAUGCGGGCGGGGGUGGAGGAUAAAGGGGUGAAGCAGAGAGGCAGAGGGAUCAAGUCGCUGAUCGACAAGAAACCCUUCAUCUGGAAGCGGGGGUGAGAUUUAUACGGUAACGGCAACAAUCCUUGUUUCGCCGCCUUGUAGAAAUAUGUAGUAUGCAAACAAGCGAUGGUUGUGGUGAUGCAUCAGUUCUGUCGCGUGAAUUGAGCAUCUGAUUGCUAGUGUUAUGGCUCGCCGAGUGGCCGGGUCGCGCACAGCCUCGCUCUGCCAUCUUCUUGACUUGCCAUCAGGUGAACAAUAUUGUUUGUCCGGGUUGGCAGUGUUCGUCGAAGUGACAGAAAGGGAAGGGGUUUUCGUUUGGUACUGUAGUACCGGUAGGUUGCUGUUCUGCAGCCCUUGACCAGAUGUUGAAAGUAAACGUGGGUAGAGUACUUAGUGUUGUUUUCAGGCGGGCAUAGAAUUCCUUCGAAGGAUCAUGUGUUAAUUUGAAUGGGCAUCCAAAAUCAUCGACUCGGGCAUGCCCCGCGUGCGUUGUCGUCAUUCAUUUGCUAAGCGGGGAAACAGUAGGCUGUAGUUAUUCUCAUCGCGCGCGGGAUGGGCACGGUGGCUGUGGGGGGGAGACUGGCCUUCAUUACUCUGCCUGUCGGGCUUUUAGUCUAGUUUACUUGUCAACAUCACUCAGCGUUGCCUGGUCAGAUGAGUUGCUUCGCUUGCUUGGAAAGGAGACUUGAGACUUCCAGGAGUUCCUCAGCACAUCACGUGUAAUUUUCAUCCCCUUGGGUGUAAGUGUCUCGAUUUUUUGGCCAACACAUCCUCUCAACUGUGGUUAUGUCUCGAAUGGGUAGUCUUUCCGUGUAUUUUGUGGCAGUGUGAGCGGCAUUAUGCCGGUGGUGUCGCGGGCAGGCAACCACGCCCGCUUCGAUUGUUCUUGACCCCGCCCGGCGAGCUCUCCCGCAGCUGCUGCCACUGAUAUCUUCCGCAAGUAAUAAUGUCCUCUUCGGU